Molecule: messenger RNA, 576 nt
Organism: Hansenula anomala
Lineage: Eukaryota; Fungi; Ascomycota; Saccharomycetes; Phaffomycetales; Wickerhamomycetaceae
Gene: RET3
Product: coatomer subunit zeta
Exons: 1
Coding region: 1-576 (191 amino acids)
Biological process (GO): intracellular protein transport; intra-Golgi vesicle-mediated transport; retrograde vesicle-mediated transport, Golgi to endoplasmic reticulum
Cellular component (GO): COPI vesicle coat
Source: RefSeq, a predicted model, not a curated record
AUGUCAAAAAAUCUAUCACUUUACGCUGUUGAUGCGUUUUUAAUACUAGAUAAUGAAGGUAAAAGAUUAUAUGCCAAAUACUAUAAAGCACCUCAUCAACAAGAGCAAGAAGAAUCAAAGUUUUCAAGUUUGAAAGCUCAAAAAUCAUUCGAGAAAGCAUUGUUUGCAAAGACUUUUAAACAAAAUGGUGAUAUCAUACUUUUCGAAAAUCAUAUCGUUGUUUAUAAAGAAGUUUCUGACGUGGUGAUAUAUUUAGUUAGUGGCUUAGAUGAAAAUGAAUCUGUAUUAUUCACAACUCUAGAAGGGUUUAAAGACGGUUUAGACAAAGUUUUGAAUUUCCAAGUGGAUAAAAAAACUAUUCAAGAAAAUUAUGAUAAAGUCAGUAUAGCUGCAGAUGAAACAAUUGAUGAUGGUAUUAUUUUAGAAACUGAAUCAUCAAUAAUUGCAGCAAGAACUUCAAAAGCCCCAACUAAUGAACCAAGUUUGAAAAACAUUGAUUUGAGUGAAAAAGGUUUAUUCAAUGCUUUCAAUUUUGCUAGAGGCAAAUUAGCUGAAAGAUUACAACAAGGUCUUUAA